ACCUGCAAAUGAUACAGCUUGAUGAUAUCCUGAAUUCUCGUUAAGUGAGAGGCAAAAAUAACAUGAAUUUGUAUAGCAAAAGUGUUUUCAGACUGAGCGGUGGCAGAAGCAGGUGAACUUUAGGGUAAGUGUGUUGCUUCUUGGAAGUCGUGAAUAGAAGUGCAAUUUCUUUGGACAUAAUUCAGGAUACUCUAUUCCUGGUCACCUCCUUAGCUCGGCUGAAUUCCUUACUGAGAAAACUUGCACUUUCUAACUUCUUCAUGGAAUUGUUAUUCUCUUUGUGGUUCUGGCAGUCUACAGUACUGAAAUUCAUGUUUGUGUUCAUCCCCACAGCAAGUCAGCAAGUGUCUGUGAAAGGAUUAAUGCUUGAAGAGUACUGCUGUUCAUUAGAAUGACUUACAGGACUAUAAGGACACAGUGACAUUGGUGUUCUAGUUUCCAACAGCAUUUCAGCUCUGCAAAGUACUGCAAUAGAUGCUGUUUCUAUUCCUCUGUGGUUUCCUGUGCCCUCAUGAUGCUCACAGUUUCUAGUGGUACCUUUUUACAACCUGUUGAAGAACUUAAAAAUGGGAAUUGAAGGCAACUACUUCUCAGGUACACCGUUAGACAGGAUAAGGAUCUAUACCUGCUACAAGAAAUCUACAUGUAGAGCUGAAUCAUUUAUUUAUUGCAGUCGAUUUAUGUUUUUUUUAUUGAAGCGUUAAAUAGUAAAUAAUACACAGCGCUGUCAGAUGCUGGGACAGGUUUGAUUGUUUGGAUCUGUGUGUUCUUUUAUCCAAAUUUGAUUAAGAUUUUAAGUUACCGUAUGGUAGAUGAAACCAAAGACAGAGAAGUAGUUUACAUUUGUCUCUUAAACUAAAGCUGCUUCAUGAGUAAGUUACCUACAAUACCUCCAUUGUCAUGCUUGUUAAGUUCAAAUUUGUCCUUUUCUCAGGAAAAAAUAAUGGGGAUUUGGAAAGCAUAUAGAAUUCCAAAUAAAUGAUUUCACAACUUGAAAAGGUCUUUCAAAAUAUGCAUUUAAGAGCGGUCAGAAGAAGCACAAACCGUGACUAAUGGCAUGGCUUUGUCAGUGAAAAGACGCUUCAAUUUGCACUGAAAUUUUUUGCUGAAAUUUCUGACAUUUCGGUGCUUCAGCUAUUCAUCCUUUUGACAUUUCUGACCUCUCUUUAUCGUGUUACUUGAAGGUGUUACUUGGGCCAAGUUAAAUGCCUCCCUUUUGCUUCCAUAGAUGCCUUUAGAUGCAUUAGCUAUUUGAACACUGGAAUGUUUUAUAUGUAGCACAACAUUUAUGAUACUGUUCAAAUAAUUACAAGCCAGAUAUAGCCAAGGCUAUUGAACAAUGAAAAUAAUUCUGAGAAAACAGAAUUCCUGCUAAGAUGAUAAUGUAACCACUAUCCGAAUAGCAAAGCUAUUAUGACACAAAGAAAGCUUCAGAUGAACUUUGUCGGAGUUCAUGCAAAGAGGAGGGCAAGUUUAAAUUGGAUUUAGAAAUAACUUAGUGAAGGUAACAAAGUACAGUUAAAUAUGACCCCACCAGGGGGUCUAGACUGAGAGAACAGUGUGAGUGGAUUUCCAGGCAAGCUGUCCUCCAAUAAUAAUACGCAAUCUUAAAUUGUCAAUAGUCAGGUUUAGUUUAGUGAUACCAUUACAUACCAGAAGUUAACUAAAAUCAAAGCACUUUUACUGUGGAAGAGGCGUGUGCUCCAACUGGUUUGAAAUAAAAGAUGUCCAAACUGACUAGUUACAUAAAACAACUUUUCAGAAUCAGCAGACUGACAGACUAGCACAAAAGUCAUGGCUUAAAUCUGAAGAACUGUAUGUUCAUUCAGGUUUCUGUUGAGUCUGAUGAAUUCAUGUGCUGGGAGGUUGUGGAAGUAGGAGAAAAUGUUAAUCUUCCAAGUCACAUGAAUGUGUUUUGGUUGGCUAGAGCUGACAGCAUAACUUCUCCUUUACGGUUCAGUGGGCUUACGUGGAUUGGAAUGAACAAGUUUUAUGUUACUGCAGCUACAUUCACCAUUUUUUUGUGGGAAUUCCUUGUUUCUCUGACACCACUGGAAACAUGUGACUGUAUUUCUAUGGAAAAGGGGACCAGACAAUGCACAUCCUUCCACAGGCCGAGCUUUUACCAUAGAGCAUGUGAAACGUGCUGCUGCUCUCUCAAAUGUAGGUAAGUUUCAUUCUUUAUCUUUUUCUAGUCUGCUCUAGGAGACUUAUGUCAGCUUUGUCUCUUGGAGCAUAACUCUGGGUUUUACUGAUGAUGCUGAUUAUUGAACAUGUAGUUGGUCAUUCUGACCUCCAAAUUGGAUUCUGCUGUAGUAAGGAUGCAAAGUGUGGUGGUAAAGCAGCAAACAAUGAUGAAUGCAUUAAUAACUCUUAUUGUGUGGUUCUGUUUGACUUUCAAAUUAUUAUCUGGCACAGCAAAGAGAAGAAAAUAGUGUAAUUACAUAUUCAGUGCUGUGGUAGCCCACACAAUCACUCACAUUCUUAAGUAUUCCAUUCCUGGUUUUCACUGUUUAACCACAGAAUAAUUUGGCUUUUAUAAUUCCAAAUAUUAUUUUUCAAUAGUUUAGCUAGGAAAACUAGACUGUAUCUGUAUUGAUAGAUUACCAUAGUAAUUAUGUACCAUACACCAUAGUAUUAUUGAUAAUUAUUGAUGACCAGGUUCAGGUCGGAUAUCAGGAAGAGGUUCUUCACUGACCACAUGGUCAGACAUGGAAGUGGUCACUGUGCUAAGCUUACUGGAGUUUAAGAAGCAUCCCAACAAUGCUGUCAGAUGUGUGGUCUGAUGUUUGGGUGGUCGUGUGGAGCCAGGAGUUGGACUCAGUGAUCCUUAUGGGACCCUCUGAACUCAGGUUAUUCUGUGAUUACUGUACAGUGUUAUUGUAUAACAGCAUUAUUGUGAAAGUCUAUCUGAACUUGUAUCUACUAGCAGAUCUUCAUUUCUAUUCCAUCUAACAAACCUCCUACAAUUAUCUAUCAUGUUCCAAACAUAUUUAUAAGAUGAUGAUAUGACUGGGGUUUUUAGAUAGCUUACUUUGUGACCCAUCUGUUAUUAUUACAAGCUGCAGUGUACAGGCCUCUAAGCCUCUGAACAUGAUCUUUAAAUAAAUGAUUAAGAAGUCUAUCCACGUAGCAGAGAGAAUAUAUAUAUAGGUGUUCGUUUUUUAUUUCCUAAAACUAGGUUUAUUGUGAUUCCUGUGCUGGGACUAUUGCCACCUCUAGAAGUUCCUCUGAGAAAAACUAGGUGCUGUUCUGAUGAAGUGCUUAGAGGACAAAACUUCUGGAACUCUUUUUCAAGCAGGCUGGUUACAAAAAGUCUCUUACAAUUAAUUUUGUGGAGAAGAGGUAAUUCAUUGUGAAGUGAAGGGUAGGGGGGAGGGAACCAAAUGCCCAAAUAUGGAAUUAACUACAAAAAUGUACAAGCAGAGAAAGCUAGUGCCAGCUGCAAGACUGAAGGCCUACAGUGUACAGUAUAUCUGAGUUUCUUACUAGUGUAUGAAUAGAAGCAGCUGCUUUACAUGAUGGUGUGAGACUGGUAGGAAAUACUUACCAUAUUAAUAGAUGUGAGAAGCAGUUACAGGAGGAACAUAUAUUAUCUCCAUCCAUCUAGAGAUUAGAACUUGAAAAUCAGUUGUUAAAGCUGGAGAGCUACUGCAUAAACUUAAAAACAAAAUUGACUUUUAAGUUUCUGGUACUGAUCCUAAUUUAUUUCUAAAGUUCUGAUGUAACCUUUAUUAUGUAUAGCUAUGGGGUUAUACCGGUGUUUCUGGUAAAGUGAAUUCGUGCUGUUUUCAUGUUAUUUGUUGAUUUACGAUCUAGGGACAUCACUGGUUAUUCAGUAGCUUUAAAUAUCUCAGAUAUUGUUCUUAGAACAUGGCAAAUGUAAUCUAGUUGAUUUAGUUUAGGCUGUCCAUCCUUUAGGACUACUGUCCAUCUUCCUGUUCUUUUUAAAUCCCCCUACAGGUAUCUCUUAGUGCAUCUACUAUUUGCUUUAAGAGCUACUCCCUGUUCUGGUUUGUUUUUUUUCUCUCCUACGCUGUCUAUAAGCAAGACAUGGAAUUAGCUUUCACUUAUAAAAGUCAGAACAAGUUUAUCAUCACAUCUACCUGAUUUUUUUUAGUUAUUAUUAUUAUUUUUUCCCCCAGAACCACUUAUUUCGUAAGUAACUGUGUCUCCCAAACCAUCUUCAGACAAACAUUAAAGAAAUAACAUAUCUACACCAGGCAUAUACAUAGACAGAUGGGAAAGUCCAAAGGUAAUCUAGAAUGUGAAACCCCCAGUCUGCGCCCAACAGAUGUGUAUCAAAUCUGCUCAUCCAAAGUUAGUGGGAGCAAUUACAUAACGUGGUGAGGUAGCUUGGCAGUCUGAAAUGUGCGAGAGAACCCAGAGACAUCUGAGGUAGCAUUGCUAUCUGAAAAUCUACCCGGGACAUUUGUAGCUGCAAACUAAGCCUAUUAUUUCUUUUUCUUCUGAUAUGCAUCUUAACAAAAGAUGUGUAUAUCCGUGUCAUGCUUCUGGCACUCAUCUUUACCACAUGAAAUAACUCUCUCAACCACAUCUAUUUAUCAUUUUUAAAAGCUUCUAAUUUUUUUAUGUUGCUUUUCUCCUGACCUUUUUAAAUAUAUAGAAGCCUAUUUUAGAGGCACUGAUUUAGCUUAAACAAGUGUGUACUUUAUGGAGGCUCUUUAUCCUGUGCAUUUUAUUCCUGGAUCGCUUAAUGCUGUGCUCACAAAGACUGAUGUCUUAUGGGAGGUGGGCUUUCUUCAUCAAGCAUGUACACACAUCUUAAUUUGUUAGUGUGCCCAAAUAUAAAUGUACAAAAAACAUAGAGGAUAUAGGGAAAACAAAGACAAAUAACUUUGAAGCUCACUAAACUUAGUCAUGACUAAAUUGCUGGGAAAGUAAGUUCUAGAAAUGUAGAUCUUGCCUUAAAAUUUCCUCUGUCUUGUGGUUUUACCAGAGCUCCUGAUCCACGUGUAACUGAGCUGGAUCUCUUGUGCACCCUUUCUGAAGCUACUGAAGUUUAUACAGAAUAUUGUUGUGUUGGGGGAUAUGAUUUAACUGGGAAGUAUUGGUUGGACUGGAUGAUCUUCUUGGUCUUUUCCAACCUUGGUAAUUCUGUGAAUAUCACUAGUACUUCUGUAAGAAUAUAGAAAUGGGUAUGAAGGUAGAACAAAGGGCUUCAAAACUGUGCAAAACAAGCUGAUCUACAGGUUGGAGCUCAAGUUCUCUGUGUGUGACUAUAGACCUGUAGAGCUGAAUCAAGCAGAAGCUGAGUGAAGGUUGUUGGUGGUUGAAAGGUACUGGAUAUUUUCUGCUAAAAGAAAGACACAAGGUAUAUGGUUUCACAAACUUACCCCUCCGUAACACAAAUAACAUCUCUGGAUAUUGUAAUAAGUUUGUAAUGUUACUGUGGAAAACCACUGCUGUUUUCUGUGAAUGUAGGAACGUUUCCAUAUAUGUUAUUGGAUGAUAAAUAGUACUAAGAGAACUUCUCAAACAAAACGCUGUGUUUUCUAACAUAUGGGAGGGGGGAGAAGAUUAAAAAGGCCCCAAACUCACCUUCUUAAUGAAGGAGAAAGUUGGGAUAAUCCGCGUGUGAGAUUUUGCCAACGCAACUGGGGAAAGAGGGGAAAAAGUAAACUUGGACUGCACGCUUAAUGGGCAAAGUUAUCUGAUUUGAAUUAUACGAAAUAAUAGGUUCGUUCUAUUCAAGUCUCAUCCCAGACCCACCCCCCUUUUCCAGCCCUAGGGGAGGGAGCGUUAAAUAAUGGUCUGUGUAAACUGAUGCUCAUGCAGUAAGAGUUUGGAGUAGUGCUGCUUGUACAAGUUAAAGCAGGCAGCGAAGAAAGAGCAACCAAAUAAAAAGCAGCUGCGAGGGGAAAAGAGAAUAAAAAAGAGGGAAAAAAUAAUAAUAAUAAAGCCAUGUCUUUCCUCACGAGAGUCCUGACAACGAAAUACAAGCAGACACUUGAAGCCGAGAGGACUUACUUCCAGCACACGCUUUUUGCCAGCAGGUUUCAGCAGGCGGCCGGGCUGUCGGGCGGUCAGUCCCUGGAGGUGCGGAGCGGAGCGGGGAACAAAGCGGCUCGGCCGGGGGAGCUGCUGGAGCCCAACCCGCAGCUGGGCAGGGUGAAGAGCUUACACGAAAUGCCCGGACCCAACACCCUCUACAAUCUCUAUGAGUUCUUCUGGAAGGACGGUUUCGGCCGCAUUCAUGAGAUCCAGCAAAAACACACUCAGGAAUAUGGAAAGAUCUUCAAGUCUCACUUUGGUCCCCAGUUUGUUGUAUCCAUUGCAGAUCGAGAUAUGGUUGCUCAAGUGCUCCGGUCAGAAGGUAGAGCACCACAGAGAGCUAACAUGGAAUCGUGGCAGGAAUACAGAGACUUACGAGGAAGAGCUACAGGACUAAUUUCAGCAGAGGGGGAACAGUGGCUAAAAAUGAGAAGUGUACUGAGGCAAAAGAUUCUGAAACCCAAAGAUGUGGCAGUUUACUCUGGAGGAGUCAAUGAAGUCGUCACAGAUUUAAUUAAAAGAAUCCACACCCUCAGAAGUCAAGAGGAAGAUGGGGAAACAGUGACCAAUGUUAAUAAUCUUUUCUUCAAGUACUCAAUGGAAGGUGUGGCUACUAUUCUGUAUGAAUGCAGGUUGGGCUGCCUGGAAAACAACGUCCCACAACAGACUGUUGAAUAUAUCGAGGCUCUGGAGUUGAUGUUCAGUAUGUUUAAGACCACUAUGUAUGCGGGUGCUAUUCCCAGAUGGCUUCGUCCAUUUAUUCCUAAACCCUGGAGAGAAUUCUGCAGAUCCUGGGAUGGACUCUUCAAAUUCAGUCAAAUCCACGUUGACAACAAACUGAAGUCUAUUCAGUCUCAACUGGACCAAGGAGAAGAAGUGAAUGGUGGGCUGCUUACGUAUCUCCUCGUGAGUAAGGAGCUUACUUUGGAGGAGAUUUAUGCCAAUAUGACUGAAAUGCUCCUGGCAGGAGUGGACACAACUUCUUUUACUUUGUCCUGGGCAAUAUAUAUGUUGGCAAAGCACCCUGAAGUUCAGCAACGUGUUUAUGAGGAAAUAAUCAGUAAAUUGGGGAAAGACCAAGCUCCUGUUGCUCGUGAUGUGCCCAAGUUGCCUUUGAUUAGAGCUGUGCUGAAGGAAACUCUGAGGUUAUAUCCAGUAUUGCCAGGAAAUGGAAGAGUGACACAGAAAGACCUGAUUGUUGGAGGAUACCUAAUACCUAAAGGGACGCAGCUGGCACUAUGUCAUUACACUACUUCAUACAGCGAAGAGAAUUUUCCAAUGGCCAAUGAGUUCCGGCCCGAGCGCUGGCUGCGGAAAGAUAAUCUGGACAGGGUAGACAACUUCGGUUCCAUCCCCUUUGGUUACGGCAUUCGAAGUUGUAUUGGAAAACGAGUUGCAGAACUGGAAAUUCAUCUUGCACUGAUCCAGUUGCUUCAGAAUUUUGAGAUUAAAGUUUCUCCCAAAACUGAACCAGUUCAUGCCAAAACCCAUGGACUUUUGACUCCUGGAGGCUCCAUCAAUGUGAGAUUUUCCGACAGAAAGUGAGACUGAGAUACUUUGGAAAUACUUGUGGGAUUUUCAGGGGAACAGGCUUGUGUCUGAUGGACAUUUGAUCAUAACAGGUUCUCUGGUUUGUAGUUCCUUCACAAUAUGACCAAGUAUUACGUUCUGCCUUAUACCUAGCAGCACAUAACAAAAGUUACCUCUCUUGUAAUUGCUAAUUACACAUUUGAAGAUACGUGCUGGAACAGUUCUUUCUUGCACUGGGAUUCUCUCCUGCUUGUAUUUCAAGUUGUAGCAGCACAUGCAUUGGGGGAAAAAAAAGAAGUAAAACUCAGACAUGAUUUUGUGAUUCAGUGAUUUUGUUACGCUAUUUUACAGUAAAAGUCAAUUAUUCUUGUGAGCUAUUAGAGAGCAAGAGAAUUGUUAUCUGGUAUGUGCAAAUUAGCUGCAUUUAGGAGUUCGUGUUUUUGUUUCUCAUCCUCCAGGUGUGUUCUUAAAAAAUUUCUACAUAACCUUAAAAAUUAGGUAAUUUUCCCUUGUCUGUAAAAACAUUUACACCAUGUGUAGUUAAAAUAUCAGCACAAGAAUACGAAAUGUAAAGACUGAAAAAAGUACUAUUUGCAUCAGUUUUAGUCUCCAAAUUCAAAAACAAGUUACAAUUUAUCUGAAUUACAGUGUCCAUAAAACAUUGACAUAUAAUUUCCUUAAAAACAAAUCGUAGUUUAAACAAUGCAUUGUAGAGUUAUGAACCUAGACAUUGUUUUAUCACCAAAGCAAAAGAUGAGUGGAAUAGCACAAGCCACUUUCACUGUUCUAGCUGAUAUUAUGCCAAAAUCAACUGUAAAUAAGAGAAAUGAAGAAGUUGUUACGUUUUUAUCAUGUAAUGAAAAUACUACUAUUAAAUAUCUUCACAGUUCUUCUACAGUAAGAGCUGGAAACUUCCCAUUGUAGUGUGCUGAACUCACAGGCAGAUACACAGUUGUGUGCUAUAAGAUGCAGAUGUGACUACUGAGGUAUUCAAAGGCUUUUAAUUUUCUUUUUCUGCUGUCCAAUAUGAAGUGUGGACAACACAAAUAUUUUUCUUUUUGCUUUAUUUUUUCUGUACCAGCUAACAGAGAAGUCUCUUGCGUAAGACUUCAGAUGAGUUUUCAUGUCUCUGUAACAAUAGCCCUACAUUCUCUUUUUGAGAGAAACCUUAUACCUUGGGACCACGUUGUGCCUUGAACAACACUCAGACCUGCCUAUCCUAACAUGAUAUUAUCUAUAUGAUAAUGUGUAGUUAACUGUUUACAUGUCAGGCUUUGACUGUUGUUUGUGAGGUAGUUUACAUACUGAUAAUCAUAGAUAUCCAGAUGUGCCAAGAUAAAAGCUGUGCAGCUCAGUAUUUAAGGUGACAUUUUUCUUUUCUCAUCUGACUAUAAAAUGGCAAAGGUAAGUUAUGAAUGGAACAGUCCGCUUUAGUUAAAAUGGUGUACAUGACAUUUCAUGUAGUUAACCAUUACAGUCGUAUUUUUUGUAGUGCUUUGAUUAGUUUUUGUAGUACAUUUUCAAGGUCUUGACAGAAGAAAAGUAUUCCUUUAAAAUGAUAAUAGUCAACAAAACUGAUUUGGUCUGUGAGAAGUUUAUACGUUUACGUUACUUUAAAAUGUUCGUAUUGCAUUGAAUAUAUACAUGCAUACAUGUACUGCAGGAUAAGCAGGUAAUAUUGGGAAGUGUUUUUUUUCUUGAAUGAGCUGGCAUUAUGAUGAUGUUUGUUUUUUUUCCUCCAGGAAUUCACAUUAUUUCCAUUUAAUUCCUGUUCCAUUGUUAUUUCUAAUAUGAGGUAGAAUGGAGAAUAUUUGCCAGAGCUGACUGGCUUCUGGAAGGGGAUGUUUUUUGCAAAGAUUUGUGCAGUCAGUCAGUUGAAUAUUUGUUUAAUUACUGCCAUUUCAUGUUGAGCUGAGGACCAAAGCCCCAAACCCUAAAUCCAGAUAUCGAUUCCUCAUUGGGUUUUUGUUGUUGUUGUUUUGCAUUGUCAUAGCAUUUUUGGAAGCACCAGC
Molecule: messenger RNA, 9557 nt
Organism: Coturnix japonica (Japanese quail)
Lineage: Eukaryota; Metazoa; Chordata; Aves; Galliformes; Phasianidae
Gene: CYP27C1
Product: cytochrome P450 family 27 subfamily C member 1
Biological process (GO): cholesterol metabolic process; C21-steroid hormone biosynthetic process; glucocorticoid biosynthetic process
Cellular component (GO): mitochondrial inner membrane
Molecular function (GO): heme binding; iron ion binding; monooxygenase activity
Source: RefSeq, a predicted model, not a curated record